This is a messenger RNA of Tripterygium wilfordii, 1021 nucleotides long. RefSeq lists its product as uncharacterized. NCBI's taxonomy places the organism in Eukaryota, Viridiplantae, Streptophyta, Magnoliopsida, Celastrales, Celastraceae. Bases 210 to 566 code for a protein of 118 amino acids. The transcript is spliced from 3 exons. The record is from RefSeq and is a predicted model, not a curated record.
UGGGAAUCAUUAAAGCCAACGGUUCCUUCUCGUGCGUUCUCUUCACACACUGCACAAAAAUUCAAACGAAUCGCUUGGAUAUGGAUGUCGGACGACGUCAUAGUCUAUCGUCUGAUUUCUAACGUCUAUAUAUAAUAAGCUAAGAGCGCAUUGUUUCGUCAAUUCAAUUUUAUUUAGCAGAAGCAUCUCGCGAGAGAAAGUGAGGAAUCAUGAAUCGUCAUAUCUGGUUGACACGGCGUUCAAGAAUCAAUAGGAAAUUGGAGGUGAAGAUUAGGGCAGGGAUUAAGCGAUUGAGGGAAGAGAUGGCAGAGAUUAGUGAGGAACAGAAAUGCAUUAGGGAGGGGCAUAGACAAGUGAGGAAGAAGUUUGACAAAAUCGAAGCAGAGCGUGAGCAAUUGUGGAAGGAAACAAAAUCAAUACAAAUGCAGAGUGCAGGCAUACAAGUGCGUUUAGGUCUUAUGGCUGGUAUCGUGAAAGCAAGAGCUCAAAAUGACUAUGAUUUGGCUGCUCAACUCACUCAGUCCCUCCGUGAUUUGUUGGCUAAGCAGAAUGAGCAAAUGCAUUGAAGAAUUCUACUGCAAAAAAAAACUGGACGUAACAAGGAGGACCAACUACAUCAACUGAAAUCAAAUCAAACAACCAGUACUGUCACUUUUCUGCUUUCUUUCCCUUCGUUGUCUUCUUUCGUUUGUCGAUAAGUCGUUGUGUUACCUAUGUGACAUGUAGUAUGCGUAUCCACAUGGGUCUCUCUGUUUAGUGUUUACCCUCAAGCUUGAUGUGUUAAAAAAUUAUGAUUAAUAAGUUGACUUCUCUUUCAAGUGUUUCCAUAUAUUUCUUCAUAUUCUUUUUUUUGUCCUGAUGAGUUUUUCUUUCUUCUUACUGUACAUAUUGUUGAAGUUUUUCUCUAUCACCACUUGAGAUUUGUUCUCCUUGUGAGUCUCAUUGUUUUUUAAUGCCACUAGCAUUUGAUAUGUCAAACUGACUUUGUCUUUCUUGGAAUUAAUAAGCUAAAGCUUUAGCA